CAGAUGUGAGCUUUUAGAAACUGAUGAUUGCGAGAUCAUUGAAGCUGGGUGGAAAUUUGGUCGGAUUGAAAGAGAUUACUUCAAGACGCUUAACAACUACACAAAUAUAGCGUUAAAUAAACCGACUUAUCAAAUAAGCACCUUUGGGAAUCGUAAUUCUGAUGGUAAAUCUGGAAAUGCUGUAGACGGUAAUACAGACGGGCGUUACCUUUUUGGCAGGUCGUGUUCACACACAUAUGCAGAUCCAAUCGAGCAGCCAUGGUGGAUCGUUGAUUUAGGAAAGUCAUAUAAAGUGCUCCAGAUAGUCAUAUGGAAUCGUAUCGAUUGCUGCAGUCAUCGACUCCACGACUUCGCUAUAGAAAUUGGUUGCGAAUUUGACGGAGAAAACCCCGAUAGCCCUCACUGGUCAAGAAAGUAUUUGCACAAUGGAACAGUAGAAAACAACCCGGUAUCGAUUUCAUUCCCAGAGAACUCUGUUGGAAGAUUUAUCAAGAUAAACAAUGCCGAAGUGAAGUCUGAAGAUUCAAUGGAUGACAUAUUGACCUUGUGUGAAGUUGAAGUAUAUGCAGAUUAUGUUGUCUGUGAGUGUGAAAUUGGCUUAUAAUACCAAAAACUGUAUUGAGAAACAAUUUUGUCGUCGAAGAUUUGUUCUAAAAUAGUAAACCUGAAUCUUAGCUUGUAUUCGCAAAUGCAAAUAGCGGCUAGCGGCUAUCGAAUUAACCUAUUAAUUUUUAUAAAUUAACUGUCAUUUUGAAAUUGUUAUUACGAAACAACCAGUCAGUCGACGAACAGUGAUCAGUGAUCACUGAAAUGUAUUUUCAACACAGAACAACCAUGUGGGUUUACGAAGUGAAGUUCUAUUGUAAAUAUGAUUGGCUCUUAUAGCCAUGACACGCCACAUUUACAUUAAUUUAAAGUAGUUGGACACAAUGAAGGUUAAGGAGGUUUUACACAAUACAUUACAUCUCCUUUUUAAGAUAUGUUGUAUACCUAAAUUGAGACAAUAACACUGGCCUUGUUUAUUAAACAUGUGAAACAUAUAUAAAAAUAUGUUAGCCUCAAAAUUUAAGUUUGAGAAUAUGGUUAGCCUAAAUAACGUUUAACUUAAUACUCCAG
Molecule: messenger RNA, 1116 nt
Organism: Owenia fusiformis
Lineage: Eukaryota; Metazoa; Annelida; Polychaeta; Sabellida; Oweniidae
Source: the annotation of a GenBank genome assembly